Molecule: messenger RNA, 1500 nt
Organism: Bacillus rossius redtenbacheri
Lineage: Eukaryota; Metazoa; Arthropoda; Insecta; Phasmatodea; Bacillidae
Product: aquaporin AQPAe.a-like
Exons: 7
Coding region: 118-906 (262 amino acids)
Biological process (GO): transmembrane transport
Cellular component (GO): plasma membrane
Molecular function (GO): channel activity
Source: RefSeq, a predicted model, not a curated record
GGGGGCGGAAGGGGGAUGCGCGCCGGGACGGCGGGCCGCCGCCGCCAGUGCUUCUAGCGCCGUCACAGCAGCAGCAGCAGCAGCAGUGAGGAGCACCAGACACCCGCCGCUGUCGAGAUGCCGAGCGCACUGAAGGAACGCCUGGGGCUGGGGGAGGUGAAGGCGGGCAUCUGGAAGCCGCUGCUCGCGGAGUUCCUGGGCAACCUGCUGCUCAACCUGUUCGGCUGCGGCAGCGCCAUCAACAUGGGCGUGGACCCGCUCAACCCCAACAUCGUGGUCAUCGCGCUCGCCUUCGGCCUCGCCAUCAUGAUGAUCGUGCAGACGGUGGGCCACGUGAGCGGCGCGCACGUGAACCCUGCGGUGACGUGCGGCAUGCUGGUGACGGGCAACAUCACCGUGCUCAAGGGCCUGCUGUACAUCGUGGUGCAGUGCGUGGGCGCCAUCACGGGCACCGCCGUGCUCAAGGCGCUGACUCCCGAGAGCUUCCAGAGCACCCUGGGCACGACGCAGGUCAAGCCGGAGCUGACGCCGCUGCAGGGCUUCGGCAUCGAGUUCUUCCUGGGCUUCAUCCUGCUGCUCGUGGUGUUCGGCGUGUGCGACACCAACCGCGGCGACACCAAGGGCUUCGCGCCUCUUGCCAUCGGCCUCACCAUCACGCUGGGGCACCUGGUGGCGAUCGACUUCACCGGGUCCAGCAUGAACCCGGCUCGGAGUCUCGGCUCGGCUGUUCUGUCCGGCGUGUGGGAGAACCACUGGGUGUACUGGCUGGGGCCGAUCCUGGGAGGAGUGGCAGCGGCGCUGAUCUACAAGCACGCCUUCUCCGCCCCCGUCGUGGAGGUGGCCGAGUACAGCCUUGUGCAGCUAAAACAGUUCGACGGGAAGAAGGAAGAAGACGGCAACGCAUGAAGAAGUGUGAACUAAAACGAGUGCCGGACAGAGACUUGGCCUCUGUAGCCACGCCGAACACAUGUUUCACGCGACUGCUUCAAGAUUCAUCUGCCUGCAAGCGCUCGAUUUGCAAAAUAAUUUGUGUGCGCGCACAGAUAUGAGGACGAAGUACGACUAGAGUGUGAAUCUGUGCUAAUUAAUGCUGCCAUUGUUUUUAGCAUAUAGUUCAGCUGAAGCCUUCUCAUACUAAAUUUAUAAUUUUUUUUCAAAUGUACAAAAUUUUAUUUUUCAGACUUUUAAGUUUUUUUGGUAAUUUGUUAGUGGUAAAAUAUGAUACAUAUCAGUCGCUACCUGCUGGCUCACGCAGCAGACCCUUGUUACAAUAUUCCUGUGGUUUUUGUUACGUGCAUAAUGUGCUUUCAUCGAAACAUAUUGUAAAAUAAUAGGAAAAAAAAUAUUUAUACUAAAAUUUUAUAUCAUAAAAAAAUAUUAUUGUAUAGUUUACAAACUGUUUUUUUUAUUUAAUGUGCAAAUCAUAUGAAAACACAUUUUUGUACUUUUACUUGUAAACUAAGUAUAUGUUUAUAAUAUAUGUGAUGCUACAAAUAUAAA